Messenger RNA from Patella vulgata (common limpet), 4073 nucleotides. RefSeq names its product BTB/POZ domain-containing protein 1. Gene Ontology annotation, biological process: neurogenesis. The record is from RefSeq and is a predicted model, not a curated record. Gene Ontology annotation, cellular component: cytosol; P-body. The transcript is spliced from 5 exons. Lineage: Eukaryota; Metazoa; Mollusca; Gastropoda; Patellidae. Gene Ontology annotation, molecular function: protein binding. The coding region runs from base 408 to 2168 and encodes 586 amino acids.
AAUAUAUUAGAUUAAAAUAAAAGAUCGCCUUUAGUAAAGGGAACUUGUUUUGAUACAUAGAUCAAAUGUAUAGCACAAUUUAUAUAUUUUUGAUAGGUGAAUCUUUUCUCUGAAUGCAAGCUUACAAACAACAUGAGUAUGAGUAAAAGCAUUCCAUAAAAUGCGUCAUUCGCCUUGACAGACUUUUCAACCUUGACCUUUGCAUCUCAGACAAACAGAAUUAUCGAAAACGUUGGAGUGCCAGUUUAGUAAUUUUUCCUUUUGCUCUGGGUGGGCAGCUAAGCCACUAAGAGAAUGUAUUCUUCAUGUAAGAUACCAGUAUGAAGAUGUAACUUGUAAGAUAAAAAAUAUAUGGUUAAAAAGAUUAUAAGAAUUUACAGAGUGAUACAACUGAAGUUUUAUAGGAUAUGGAACAAGAUAAAAAUAAAGAAGAAACUGCAAAAAACAGAACAACUGUUAGUAAUAAUAGUACACCUGGUGGUGGAGCCAGUGCAAGCCAAGGAGGAUCAUCGGCAAAUAACCAUGGCGGAAGUUCAUCAGCAACAUAUGCCAAUCAACCAAGUUCUGGUAAUACAUCACCAUCUUCUAAAACCUUUACUUUGUCAACUUCACCAACCUCAUCACUCACUGGACUCACAUCUUCAUUAAUGGCGACAGCUAAUUCAAGAGAAGCCCAUCUGAAUCCCAUGCAAAUUCCAAUAAACAGUCUGCUGGGUGCUAUUACGACCAAUCCAGUCAGUGCCAAUACUGGAAAAUCUGGAACGGCAUCAUUGACUAAUUCUCCAUCAGAAUCUUUACCAAUAGUUCCUGUUCCAGUAUCGAGCUUCUCUCCAGAUAAUCUUCAUCAGCCUCAAAACAAGGGAAACAUUCAGUAUAACUGGCAAGCUGCAAGAAUUAAUGUUAAAGAAAGGCUUGCUUACUUGUUCAAUACUGAAAUUAUGUCAGACAUUCAUUUUAAAGUUGGAAAAUCACCAAACCAGGAAAUUAUACCGGCACAUAAGUUUGUGCUAUCAGUGGGAAGUGCCGUUUUCGAUGCUUUAUUUAAUGGUGGCAUGGCAACUACAGAAACACUGAUUGAGAUUCCUGAUGUAGAGCCAUCAGCUUUUUUGGCACUCUUAAGAUUUCUUUAUUCAGAUGAAGUUCAGAUUGGACCUGAAACUGUAAUGACGACACUGUACACAGCCAAAAAAUAUGCAGUACCUGCUUUAGAAAGGGCAUGUGUCGAAUUCUUGAAAAGAAAUCUCAGCAGUGACAAUGCAUUUCUAUUGCUCACCCAGGCAAGACUUUUCGAUGAGCCUCAGUUAGCGGCUCUGUGUUUAGAAACUAUUGAUAAGAAUACAACAGAAGCAUUGGCUGCUGAUGGUUUUACAGAUAUUGAUAUUGAUACUCUCUGUGUUGUAAUGGAGAGAGAUUCCCUUGGUAUACGAGAAUGUAAAUUAUUUGCUGCCGUUUGUCGUUGGGCAGAAGCUGAGUGCACAAAAAAGAAUUUGCCACUAACUCCUGCAAAUCAGCGUCAAGUUCUGUCGCGAGCUUUACAUUUAAUUCGUUUUCCUCUUAUGACAGUAGAAGAAUUCGCUGUUGGUGCAGCACAGAGUGGUAUAUUAGAAGAUAGAGAAGUUGUAGAAUUAUUUCUGUAUUUUACUGUUAAUCCUAAGCCUAAUAUCAAUUUUCUGGAUGUUCCGAGGUGUUGUUUGACAGGAAAAGAACAGGUAGUGUCACGGUUUUGUCAGAUCGAAAGUCGAUGGGGAUAUAGUGGUACUAGUGAUAGAAUCAGGUUUAUGGUAAAUAGACGUAUAUUUGUGGUAGGAUUUGGUUUAUAUGGUAGUAUACAUGGACCAACGGAAUACUCAGUUAAUAUACAGAUAAUACAUAAUGAUACUGGUAAAGUAAUGGGAACUAGUGAUACCAGUUUUCCAUGUGAUGGUACAACAUCUACAUUUCGUGUUAUGUUUAAAGAACCAGUGGAGAUUCUACCUAAUAUCAGUUUUAUAGCCUGUUCUACGCUAAAGGGUCCUGAUUCGUACUAUGGAUCUAAAGGUUUGCGGAAAGUAACACACGAGUCGGUAACAAGUGGUAAAGUCACUUUUCAGUUUACGUAUGCUGCAGGCAAUAACAAUGGAACAUCAGUAGAAGAUGGACAAAUUCCAGAAAUAAUAUUCUAUACAUAACAAUCACAACCACAACAUUCAGAGAAAAUGUUUUAAAUAUCAUUACCAUUACUUCUAAAUAACAUACUGUUAAAUAUUAACUUAUUGGGUUCAUGAAAUUAUUGAUAAAAUCUAUUGGCCUAUCUCUGAUCGCUUCAGUACAGUUAAUUGCAUGUUACAUAUAAGUGACAUGCAUGUUAAAUUGCAUGUUUUUCAGUAGAAUAUACAGGGUGGUUGUUCUGAAAUGAUCUGCAAGUAUGACAGUUUACAUUUUACAUGCCCUUGGUUAGUACCUACUAUUAUAGAAUAAUUAAACAAUUUCAAUAUUACAAAUCUUUUCUAAAUUUUGACAUUGAUUAAGAAGAAAACCAUUAAACUACUUACUAUUCAGUAGAUGUUUUAAAUGGGAGUGUAAAAUAAAGAUGUAAUUCAAAUUAAUACAAGCUUUACUUUUCUUGUUCUAUUUUUAGAUUUCAGUAAAAAAUAUAUUUAUAGUUCAUUAGUCAUAUAUGUACCUAGAAUUAUUUACCAUAGUUAUUGAAAUAUUAUGCACUUGGAAUGAUUUACUUUUCUUAAUGAAAAUUAUAUUUUACCCACAUCAGCACUCCAAAUUUCUAUCGGGGUUUACUAAUUUAGUUUGAUUAUUAUAAGUGUAUCUUGCACCUAUUUCAGUCUAUAAACAAACUUAAAUGUAAGACAGUAAAGGGAGGUAAUUGUUGUCUCACUGAUUUUAACUUGCUUUAUGAAAGAUAAGUAACAAAUUUCUCCAAGUUAUAAUGUCCACAAUUUUGAUUAGCUUUUUCUUAAAAUAAUUUUUGAAACAAUGAAUUGUGUACUGAAUUAAUUAAAACUGCCGUUAAAUACUGGUAGCAUAUUCAGUAGAGUCAUCUGAUGAGUGAUUGUGCUUAAUGUUUAUUUUUACAUGGAAUGCUAGGAGAAUAAAUGGAAGGAAGCUCCUACACAGUAUUAAUGUACAUAUUUAAUUAUAAUAUCCACUCCUUUUAGUAUAGUGCCCCUUGAUUAAUUUAUACCCAGAUUGUAGGAUACUGUUCUCCAUUGACUAUGUUAUUAAUUGUAGGAUACUGUUCUCAAUUGACUAUGUUGUUGAUUUUAUAAAAAUAAGUCAUACAUGCUAUAAAUUAUUUGUUAUAUAUACAAUACAUACUGUAAUAAGGUGUAGGAUAUAUGUAAAUUUAAAGAUGAAAUAUAUUUAUUAAUGCAUUGUUUGUUAUUGUAUAUAGUAAAACAUGAAAUUUUGUUGACAAUGUCUUAAUGAAAUGUGUUUUGAAAUUUCAUACAUAUAUACAAUAAUUUCAUGGUUUAAUAUAUAGAUGAUUAGAGAAAUCCAAGAGUAUGGUUGUAGUUAUUGUACUAACGAGAUAAAUAUUUUUCUAAUGUUACCAAUGUUUUCAUUCAAAGUAAAUGUGAUACAAGUUUUUACCAUAGAUUUUUCUUCGAAAUACUUCUUGUAAGUGAAUUUAUCUAAAGAACCUAAUUUGUUUAUUUUUGCAUAUUAAUGGAGCUAUGUAGCUUCAGGGAACAUUCAUUCUGUUCAUGUAUAAUUUAUAGAGCAGUAUUCAUUUCUCUUUGAGCAGUAUAUGCUCAAUCAAACCAAGUUUCCUUGAGGUUAGAUCAAAUAAAUUCUCCUCAAAAUGAUAUUGGAAGUACAUUCAUUGUACGAUGACUGUGUUGUCUUGCUAAUACAUUCAAUAUGGUUGUUUUAUUAUUCUGAUUCUGGUUAAUAUUUUUGUCAGAAAUUAUUGAAUGAUAUUCGGUCUUAGGGCCCGAAGGUCUUAAAGUGAUAGUCAACACAACUGACAUUUCACAAUUGAUUUUAGGAUGUAAGUAGAAUAUUUGAUUUAUUUGUAAUUAUAUAUUAUAUCAAAUAAUUGCUUGUGUUUUUUUUAAAUACAGAGUAAUACUUCA